AUGCAAGAUCUGGACGACGCAGAACCGGAGGAGAUUGCACCGUAUACUGUUAUUAAAGAUGCUGGGUCGUACGAGCUGAGGGUGUACGAGUCGGCCAAGUGGGCGUGCCACGACGAGAUGCGAAAGCGGCCCAAGAUGUACACCAGCUUCAUGAAGCUCUUCGGCUACAUCACAGGCGAGAACGAGAAGGGCCAAACCAUCAACAUGACCGCCCCCGUCACCAUGAUGGAGGAGCCCCUUGACGGCGACGCCAACAGGUACCAGAUGUGCUUCUACAUCCCGGCCGCCCAUCAGCUCGAGCCGCCCAAGCCCACUGACCCCAACGUCUACAUUGAGGUCCGCCCACGCCUUACCGGCAGCCAGGUGAGGGUGGCUCCUGUGGGAGAGCAGCAACACCAGCGGUACUGA
This is a messenger RNA of Penaeus vannamei (Pacific white shrimp), 408 nucleotides long. Lineage: Eukaryota; Metazoa; Arthropoda; Malacostraca; Decapoda; Penaeidae. The record is from RefSeq and is a predicted model, not a curated record.